Symbiodinium sp. CCMP2592 is the source of this 345-nucleotide messenger RNA. NCBI's taxonomy places the organism in Eukaryota, Dinophyceae, Suessiales, Symbiodiniaceae. The record is from the annotation of a GenBank genome assembly.
AUGGUGCCAGGCGGCGUAUUGACUGCAAGCGUGCCUCAACUGUUCCAAAUCCCCCAGCAAGGUGCGGCACCGAUCGUCGCCCAAAGCAUGCCUUCUUCCGCAGUUUCAUCUCUGGGCGCUUCCGCGGUGGUCGCUGAAUCGCCUGCGAAAGCCGUUCCUGGCGAGCCUCGCGUCCCUGCAGGGGUCGUCCAAGCAGCGUCUACUGUGGCGAAAGCAGAUCGCAAGGAGGCAGAGGCGAAGCCUCAAGAGGCCAAAAGCAAGACGGUUGGGUCACUGCUGUCGGCCUACGAUGACGAUGCGGACAGCGACGAGGGAGCUACGGAGGCCCUAAACCCCAAACCCUAA